AUGGAAUGCGAUGAAGUGUCAGGCUUACUUGAUAUCCCAACAUCUGACUCUAUUCCAAUCCCACCUCCACCCCCACCAUUAUCAUACUCCCACUACACUUUUAAAAACAAAAUAAUCAACAAAAUGAUGUUGGAUUUGAAUACAACAGAUAACAACAACUCGAAUAACAACGACUCGAACAACAACAGUGAUACCAAUAGUAGUGAUGGUGAAUUUUCAAACUUAAGCGAUGAACAUCAAAUUCAAUUAAAACGAUAUCACAGAACCAUAUCAAUGCACACUCUAUCUGGCUCACCGACAUCAUUCAUCGCACCUACACCAAACAACCACCAACCUACCUACUAUUACUUUAAUAUUAAUAAGAUUGAAUAUUCACUACAAACAGAAAAACAAGUUAUAGACUGGAUAUACAAGUUGACAAAUACUAAAAUAAAUCCACCCAUUUGUGAGUCCUUGAAAUCUGGAGUCAUUUUAUGCAAGUUAUUAAAUACAAUUAAACCAAAUUAUGUUAAAAAGAUAAAUACUACUGUACAGUCACAAUUUGCUCAUAGAGAAAAUCUAUUAAGUUUUUGUAAAGGAUGUGAAACUUUAGGAUUUCCAGAAGAUGUAUCUCGAGUUCCAGAGUUGGUUUUGGAGGGAAAAGAUAUCAUCGUUGUAAAAAUAUUAUUUGCUUUAAUGAAGUUUAUGGAAAAGUCGAACAGCAACAACAGCAGCAGUAGUAGUGUUUCAUCGCCAUUGUCAACAUCACCAACCUCACCAUAUAGCAAACCAAACCAACCAAUUUCACCGGUCCAACCAAAAAGGGUUGGUCCGUCCGUUUCCGAAAUAAAUUUACAUAACAAUCACAAUAACAAUCACAACUCACAACUUUCAUCAUCAGGAAAUCAUUAUCACAAUAACCAAAACGGUCAUCACACCAUUUCAUCGAGUAGUCCAUCGAAACCGAGAUUCAACAACAAACCACCAACAUCAGAGCAAAUAGCAUCGGCGCUAUCAUCAGGAUCGGGACAGUCAACAGCUAGAUCUCCACCUACCUCACCACGUAGAGAACCUCUUUCACCGCCACCCGAAAACAAAAUACCGGAUUUAAGUUUAUCGAAUCCACCAAACAACAGGCCACCACUACCACCACGUAACGCCAGUCACAACGGAAUUGCCAACCAUAGUUUAGCUGCUCCAAUUAUCCAGCCAAGAAAUGAAGAAAAUAAUCAUAACAAUCACAUCAAUCAUAAUCACAACAAUCACAACCAUAAUAAUCACAAUCAUAAUCACAAUCACAACCAUAAUAAUCACAAUCACAAUCAUCAUAAUUCUGUAAUAACAACACCUUUACAUCAACAACAAACAAUUUCUCAACCACUUUCAACUUCAACAUCAUCAUCAUCAUCACCACAUCUGACAACAAUAACAGUAGCAGAGGAUAGAGAAAAGGAUAGAGAUAAUAUGAAUAAUAGUAGUGACUCUGUUGGUAGUGAUAAGCCAUCUCUGAAUAGAUCGACAUCGAACCAAUCGAAUCAAGUUUCUCAAAUUGGUUUCCCAAGUGGCAAUGGCAAUGAUUCUUCGCCACCAGGCAGUAUCUCACAGGGUAUGACCAUACCAGGAAAGAAACCACGUUCCAGUACGAAACAACGUAUCGAGAAAUUCUUUAGCAAGACAUCGUUGGUCAGCAAAUCCAGUCGACAGAUUCCAAUGUCAACUUCACCCAAUGCCUACGGCGGUCCAAACUCACCGACCUCCGCACCUUCAAUGAGUGGCAGUGGCGGUGGAUUCAUGAUCAAGAAAGAAAAAGACAAAGACAAAAAGAACAAGGCGAUGGCAGACAUUGAAAUCGAGGUGGACAACGAUGGAUACUACAACAAUGGACAGUCGGCAAUGCAGUCGUCUGGCGGCUACACAGCGGAAACCUACGAGGAGGACGGUGGUAUCGACGACGGUGCCGCACUCACACAGGAGCUCUCGCAGGAGGAGCUGAUGAAGAACAUCAAACAGAUUGAAUUCCUCUAUAAGGACCGCAAGAUUUUGAAGGAGCGCAUCAAUUUCACCUAUCCCGAGAAGUACAGGUCUUUCGUUGCUUACGACGCGCUGCUACAACAAGAGAAAUCACCGACUUUUGUCAACUCUGCAUUCCUGGCACUCUCACCCAAGGCGCAAGCAGAGGUGUGUCGUCGUGAAGAACGGAGAAUGCUCUCUGAUAUCUUCACACUGAAGAACGUGCUCAACGUAGUCGAGGAGAACAAAGCACUGGUGAUUCGUGCGGAGGAGAUGCAAAAGAUGGUCGACCAGUUGAUUGUCGAGAAGAAAGCACUGAAUGCACGUUUCGACGAGAUGCUAGCAAGCAAAUCGAAAGCGGAAGCGAGUCGUGUCGAGGAGGAAGGUAUCAUCUUUAGCGAGGUCAACGGCAAGUUUGAAACGAUAAAGGGUGGCAACACCGACAAGCUGAUCGAACGUCUGUACAAUAAGAAUAUCAUUGGAUCGGUCUCUGACUAUGUCGAUACGUUCCUCUUGACAUACCGUUCGUUUACCACCUCGAAAUACGUACUGGAGCGACUGACAAAGACCUACAACGACAACUCGGCAACAGAGGACGGUGCCGGAGCGGAUUCCGAGAGUCAAUUCAUAGUCGAACAAGAGAAUCUCGGAAAGAAGAAGAUUCGUCUGAGAAUUUGUAACUUUUUGAAGCGUUGGGUAGAUGUUUUCUUCCACGACUUUGACAAUGAACUACUACAAGAGUACAAUGUAUUCAUUUCCAAAUGUAAAGAUGAAAAAUUAAAUAAUUUAUUAAGAAGAACUUUAGAAAAGAAAUUAUCAGGUGCAUCAUCAACUAAAACAGCAACAUUUGGUGUACCACCACCUCCUGUUAUUCCACCAAAGACACCGAUUUUAUCGAUUGAUGAUAUCGAUCCUGUGGAGAUGGCCAGACAAUUGACUAUUAUCGAAUUCGAUAUGUACAGACAGAUUGCAUCGAAGGAGUUGUUGUCACUCUCUUGGCAGAAGAACGACAAGGAAACUAGAUCUCCCAAUUUGCUAAAGAUGAUUCACCGUUUCAAUGAGGUGUCGAAUUGGGUGGUGACAAAGGGUAACCCAGACAAGCUGGAGAAUGGAUUCGUCAACUUUUUCAAAUGCCGAAUGGUGGCAGAGGUCAUCAAAGAGAUCCAACAAUACCAACAACAGCCAUACAAUUUGGCACCGGUUCCAGAGAUUGCCACCUACCUGCAGACACACAAAAACGUAUCGGAAUCUGAUUGUUUCAAACUAUCAUUAACCGCAGAACCAAGAGAAUCUAUAUCAACCUAA
This is a messenger RNA of Heterostelium album PN500, 3294 nucleotides long. RefSeq names its product Ras guanine nucleotide exchange factor (gene gefP). Bases 1 to 3294 code for a protein of 1097 amino acids. Gene Ontology annotation, biological process: positive regulation of GTPase activity; Ras protein signal transduction. The record is from RefSeq and is a predicted model, not a curated record. The transcript is spliced from 5 exons. Gene Ontology annotation, molecular function: guanyl-nucleotide exchange factor activity; protein binding. NCBI's taxonomy places the organism in Eukaryota, Evosea, Eumycetozoa, Acytosteliales, Acytosteliaceae. Gene Ontology annotation, cellular component: plasma membrane.